Molecule: messenger RNA, 1011 nt
Organism: Nannospalax galili (Upper Galilee mountains blind mole rat)
Lineage: Eukaryota; Metazoa; Chordata; Mammalia; Rodentia; Spalacidae
Product: olfactory receptor 11A1-like
Exons: 1
Coding region: 18-968 (316 amino acids)
Biological process (GO): G protein-coupled receptor signaling pathway
Cellular component (GO): membrane
Molecular function (GO): olfactory receptor activity; G protein-coupled receptor activity
Source: RefSeq, a predicted model, not a curated record
UCAGCAAAGCCCAAACUAUGGUGAUCCUGUCCAGGGAGAACCAAACAACAAUAGUAGAAUUUGUUCUUCAAGGAUUUUCUUCUGUCCUACAGCUAAAUAUUUCCCUCUUUAUAAUGUUUUUCAUUUUCUACAUCCUAACUAUUUCUGGAAACAUCCUUAUUGUCCUCCUAGUUUUGUUCAAUCAUACUCUCCAUACCCCUAUGUACUUCUUCCUGGUGAACUUGUCCUUUCUGGAGGUCUGCUACACCUCCAACAUUGUCCCCAAGAUGUUGCUGAUCAUCGUAACUGAACAUAAAACUAUCUCUGUGGUCGGCUGCCUGGUACAAUUCUACUUCUUUGGAUCCCUGGCUGCAACAGAGUGCGUCUUGCUCACUGUGAUGUCCUAUGACCGCUAUCUGGCCAUCUGCCAACCUCUCCGCUACCCCAUCCUGAUGACUGGUCCUCUCUGCAUUAGGCUGGCUACUGGUUCUUGGCUCUGCUGCUUCCUCCUCACAGCAAUCACCAUGAUCCUGCUGUGUAGACAAACCUUCUGUGGACCCAAUGAAAUUGAUCACUUCUUUUGUGACUUCUCACCUCUUAUCCAUCUCUCCUGCAUGGAUACUUCUCUGACUGAGACCACUGCCCUUGCCACUUCUUCUGCAGUUACUCUGGUCCCAUUUUUCCUCAUUACAGUUUCCUACUCAUGCAUCCUUGCUGCCAUCCUAAGAAUACCAUCUGGCACAGGCAGGAGAAAGGCUUUCUCCACCUGUUCUUCCCAUCUCACUGUGGUCACAGUGUUUUACGGGACACUGAUUGCCACGUAUCUUGUCCCCUCGGCCAACUCUUCCCAGUGUUUACGCAAAGGGUUCUCUCUGCUCUACACUAUCCUGACACCUAUGUUCAACCCUGUCAUCUACAGCCUGAGAAACAAAGAUAUCCAUGGAGCUUUGAAGAAGUGCUUGAGUAAGAAGUCAGGUUUCUUCAGAUGAUAUGAAAAAGAAAAGUGCUAUGACACAUACCUCCAAGGAUGAC